CUCGCUCUCCGAUUAACGCGCACAACUGUCAAUCACGUGGGCUCGCGGCUCUGCUUACAGGUUUGGUCCAAGGUUGUGGCAGCGCUGCUAUCCGGCUGGUGCAAGGAGCAAUUGUUUUACUUUGUGGAUUACUUUUUAAGGCUGCAUUUUAGAAGAUUUAACGCUUUGGAUAUAUCGGUGUUACCCCUUUGAUUGUUUCCUUCAUGGCUACUUCUUUUUAUACAAUUGUGUUAAGCUGCUUUUUAAAACGUUUCUUGAAAAAGUACAAUUUCAACUUGUAUUAUGACCUUUUGGUGUUAAAAAGUUAAUUCUGCAAAAAGGAGAUUUCGCUAUCUUGUCUUCAAUGAGCAGGGAUUAACUGUUUGGAUCUAUUUGGAAUUAACGAGCUAAAGGAAGUCUGAACUUUUGGUUUCUUUGCUGGGGUGGUGGAGAGGAUCACAGACCUUCAGCACGUUUUCUGACCCUGUGGAUCUCUCAUCAGGGCGAUUUGAAGGGUCGGGGUUGCAGAGGGGCUAGCCCACCCGGUUGAAGGUAGAUAUGAGGUGGCUGAGACAUGCGGGGGCUGCUACUGUAGCCUAAACAUGUGUAGCGGCUGAUGUUCGUUGUUCACCCGCUUCUAACAACUGUUUUGGGAGCUGAAAAGAUGGUCUCCGGGGCUUUGUUUUGGGAGUAAACUAAAGAACUACAACUUGGUUCUGCAUAUUGUUUGUACAACUCGUGGGUUACGAAAAUGGAUGUAACAAUUUCGGAAUUAAUUAAGCGUUUUGUACAGAGCCCCUUGGUGACCUGGGUGAAAACAUUUGGGCCAGUUGGAGAAGGCAACAGUGAAGACAGCCUAGCGAUGUACAUGGACCUAGUGGAUGGGGUGUUCCUGAACAAAAUAAUGCUACAGAUAGAUCCCAGGGCAACGAGUCAACGUGUGAAUAAAAAUAUUAAUAAUGAUGUGAACUUGCGAAUUCAGAAUCUCACCAUUUUAGUUAAACACAUGAAAAGCUACUAUCAGGAAAACCUUCAACAAUUGAUCAUUAUGAAUUUGCCAGAUGUUCUUAUGAUUGGCAGAGACCCACUUUCUGAUAAAAGCAUGGAAGAAAUGAACAAGUUGUUGUUACUCAUGCUUGGAUGUGCUGUGCAGUGCUCAAGGAAGGAAGAGUUUAUUGAGCGGAUUAAGCAGCUGGACAUCGAGACACAGGCAUCUAUAGUGACACACAUACAAAGGGUAACACAUGACCAGGAGAAUGUAUUUGACCUUCAGUUGCUUGAACAUCCUGAUAUGACUUUGGAUGAGCUUGAGACACUUUCUAGAAACAUGGCUGUCCAUCUCAAGAGGCUGAUUGAUGAGCGGGAUGAAUUUUGUGAGGUAAUUGUAGAUCUUACCCAAGAGCGAGAUUAUCUUCAGUCCCAGUCUCCACCAAGCCCAGUGAAGUCCUCCAGUCCUGAAAAGACCCAGAACUCCACGGUAAAUCUUUCCAAGGAAGACAAGCAGCACCUGGGUGUUGAAUUGGCAGACACAAAGGCGAAACUGAGGAGAAUAAGACAAGACCUGGAAGAAAAGUCUGAGCAGCUAAUUGACGUUAGACAUGAACUGGACCAGUUGCAGACAGAACUACAAAAACUGAAGCAGGAGAAUAUGCAGCUAAGUGCUGAUGCCAGGCUAGUACGAGCAUACAGAGAUGAGUUGGACUCCCUUCGAGAGAAGGCCAGUCGAGUGGACAGGCUGGAAGCUGAGCUUGCCAGGUGCAAAGAAAAGCUGCAUGAUGUUGAAUUCUACAAAGCUCGCAUGGAGGAACUUCGAGAAGACAAUAUCAUAUUAAUUGAGACAAAGGCCAUGUUGGAAGAACAGCUGUCAGGUGCAAGAUCUCGCAGUGACAAACUACACGACCUGGAAAAGGAAAACCUGCAACUGAAAUCCAAACUCCACGACUUUGAAAUUGAUCGGGAUGCAGAUAAGAAGCGAAUUGAAGAGCUAUUGGAAGAGAACAUGGUUCUAGAGAUUGCACAGAAACAGAGUAUGAAUGAAUCUGCACAGCUUGGUUGGGAAUUGGAACAACUCUCCAAGAGUACCGACCUCUCUGAUGUUCGGAAGUCAUUUGUUUUUGAAAUGAAUGAGUCUGCAUCAAGCCGAAUUUUAAAGCUGGAAAAAGAAAACCAAAGCUUGCAAAGUACCAUCCAGGAACUCCGAGAUGUUUCAUUGACAAUGGAGGGAAGCAACCUCCGGGUUCAGGAACUGGAAAAGGAGAACCAGCAACUCCAUAAACAGAUUGAGGCUGUUCAGUUUCAGCUUGAACAAGAAAAGCAAACGUGCCAGGACAUGGAGAUGUUAAGUGAAGAGCUUCUGAAGGACAAAGAGCAGCUUAAGGAAAUAAUAGAGAAUGUCCGUGCUGAGAAAGAAAGACAGAUUAAAGAAUUGGAACUGGAGAAUAAUCACCUUAACCAGACCGUCACGUCUUUACGUCAGCGAUCACAAAUCAGUACUGAAGCUAAAAUAAAAGAUAUUGAAAAAGAGAACAAAUCACUUCAUGAAGCUGUCAGAGAGACAAGUAGUAAACUCAGUAAGGUCGAAUUUGAUAAAAAGCAGAUGCAGAAGGAACUCUCACACCUAACAGAGAAGCUGGAAAAAGCAGAAGAGCAAGAAAAGACCGUCACUGAACUUGAAAGGGAAAAUGAAAUGUUGCACAAAAAGGUAGCUACGUUGAGUAUAAUUUGUGAGAAAGUUGAGGUUGUUGAGCAGGAGAACUCUACUCUAGAGCUGGAGUACAGGAGACUCAAGAAAGCAUUUGAUUCUUUGCAGAAUGCUACCAUCAAGCUAGAAGCUCUAGAAAAAGACAAUAAAGAGCUGGAUGAAGAGAACCUGGAACUUCGAAGGAUGGUGGAGACCUUGAAGUUUGCCAGCAAAAAAAUGACUCAAGUGGAGCUUGAAAAUAAAGAGCUGGAACAGGAAAAGGAAGAAUUACAAAAAGAAGUUGAGGAGUUAAAGACACGGAGCAAGAAGUACGAAAGACUUGAACUGAGUUAUCAGGGAGUGGAGUUAGAGAAUCAAAGACUUCAGCAGACAGUCGAGAACUGCAGCAGAAAAAUACAACAGCUUGAGAAGGACUCUCAGGAAACAAAAGCAGAAAGACAGGUUCUUCAGCAAAGGCUUGAAGAGUUGUUGAUCUGUAGUUCUAGAGCAGAGACUCUAGAAAAGGACAAUAGAGUUCUUAAGCAAGAAGUAGGUCAACUUGAGAAAGAUAAGAAGUCUUUGGAGAAGGAGACAAAGAGGCUUUGGCAGCAGGUAGAAUCAAAGGAUGCCGCUCUGGAUGACAACAGUCUCAAGCUUGAUGCUUUGGAAAAAGAAAAUAAAACGUUGGAAAAAGAAAUGCUCCGGUUCAGAGAGUCUUACAGUAAAGUGAAGGAACUCGAAAAAGACAAUAAAGAGCUUUUGCAAAAAACGGCAGUCGAUGAGCAAAUGCUAACCGAGCUGAGGGAGGAGCUGGUCCUUGAGAAGUUGAAGAUCCAGCAGAUGUGCUGCGAUAGGGAGAAGAUGAAUCUGGAGCUGGAAAAGAUCGGUUUGAAUGUAGAGCUGCUCUUACACGACGAGCAGAAUCAUGAUGAAAAGAAAUACAGAGUCUUGGAGACCAAGAAUGAAAUGGCACUAAAGAAAAAACUGGAAAGUAAAGAGGGACAAAUAGCAGAACUGGAGACCCAGGUCCAGGAGUUUUUCAGUAUAAAUCAGCAGUUACGGAAAGAACUGGAUGGGGUGAAAAGUGACUUUGAAGCAGUCAAGCAGAAACAGGCAGAGGAGAGGUCUGUGCAGAAUUCUGUCAUGGCCUCUAUAGAAAAACUGCAGCCUGUCCAGCAAAUGAAGGAGAAAUGGGAGCUGGAACACCGGGAAACUACCAUGGAACUGCUGAAAGUGAAGGACAGAGUUAUAGAUCUGGAGAGAAAUAAUGCAGCUCUGCACGCAGAAAAGCAGCUGUUAAAGGAUCAACUAAGGCAACUGGAAAACCAAAACAGCUCCCUAAAUAAUCAAAUCCUGGCACUGCAGACUAAUACGUCCUCCCUCCAUGAACACAACUCUGCCCUGCAGACACAGACAGCCAAGCUUCAGGUGGAAAACUCAACUCUGAGCUCCCAAAGUGCUUCACUUCUGGCCCAGAAUGCACUGCUGCAGAGGCAGCAGGUAACCAUGGAGAAUGAGAUGGAUGUCUUGCUGAAGAGGAAUGAGGAGAUGAGAACGACUCAUGACCUGCUGCUUCAAGACCACGAACGUCUGGUAACGCUACAUGAGCAUCAAUCGACUGAGUAUGAAGCACUAAUAAGUCAAUACAGCACCUUGAAAACGUUACACCGAACCAUGGAGCUUGAACGCAGAGAACUGGAAGAAAGGUUUGAACAUCUGAAAAUGGAGAAGGUUGAAUGGGAAGCAAUGGAAAAAGUCUUGAAAGCCGAGCAUGAGAAAAUGCAUCUAGAGAAGCAGAAAGGCACAGUUCUCCUCAGCGAAAAUAAGAAACUGCAGGAAGAACUGCAGAGGGCAAAUGUACGGCAGAGCCAGUUAAAGGAGGAAUAUGAUGGGCUACAGAUACACACCAAAGACCUAAAGACAUCCCUUAACACUGCACAGCUAGAGCUCAAUCGUUGGCAAACCCGUUACGAUGAGCUGAAGGAUCAACACCAGAGUAUGGACAUCACGUUGACGAAGCUAGAUAACCACUGCGAGUUGUUGACUCGUCUGAAAGGGAAUUUGGAAGAAGAAAAUCAUCACCUGAUGAGUCAAAUCCAAAUGCUAAACCAGCAAAAUCAUGCACUACUUGAACAAACCAUGGAGAGCAAGGAACUCUAUCAUGAGGAGCAGAAACAGUACAUUGACAAACUGAACACCUUAAGAAGACAAAAGGAAAAACUAGAGGAAAAAAUAAUGGAUCAAUACAAGUUUUACGACCCUGUGCCAAAAAAGAAAAAUCACUGGGUUGGGGCAAAAGCAUUGGUUAAGCUCAUCAAACCAAAGAAGGACAGUAACAAAGAGCGAUCAAAGUCAUCUUCAGAUACUCAGCCGUUACAGCCUGAGACAACAGAUGUAGCAGCAGCAUCGUCAGCAGCACCCACUACAUCGUCAUCAUCGGCAGUGGCGACCACAUCAGCAGCACAGUUGGCACUGCCAUCUCAUCCUCCAAAGCCACAGCAUGAGGGUGCUGAUAAUGGCUCAGCAGCACAGAAUGCAAUAGAGGACAAUCACAUUGCGUCUGUCAGCAAAGCCAUGAAUGACCUCGGUCAUAGGCAGAGAGAGCUUUCAAGGAGUACAGGUAACAACGAUAGUUUGGAACUUUCAGAGGAUGCACCACUUCGACAUCGGCUGAUUCAGCGAACGUCAAAAGCCUACUCCACAUCAAACAUCCACCUGAGUGCCUCCGUUCCCACCCCCAGCUCUGCUAGCCGACAGCAGAACAGACCUAAAGGCUUUAAGUCAAAUGACGAUCUUCUCGAGCAGGCGUACGAGACUGAUUUCCCUGAUACUGGCCAUAUAGUCCCAGGUGUUAGACCAAACAGCACAGAAAACAACAGGACUGCAUCAAAUAACAGCUCACCUCUUAGCCCAAAAGGUUCCUCGGAUCAUAUUCCUGGCAGAUCUGAGAGUCUGAGCAGUGACGAUUUGGUACCAAGUCGAGACAUGGCCGUUGUAUCAAAGGAUGGUUAUCUCUAUCGUUCAAGUUCGGCUUAUGUAAUUGCUGCCAGCAGUGGAAGGCAAGCACAGUCUCACUCUCAGAAUGGUUUUGUGCCCUAUGAUCUACCUCAGAAGAGCUCGCCUGUCCCACAUUGGACCCAGAAGCAAGCAAGGGCCUCCUCUCCAGGCAGUGAGAUGGUGACAUUGCAGGAAUUUUUAGAAGAAAGCAACCGAUUAUCACCACCAAGUGAAAAGCUCAAUCCUAGGGAUGAUUUACUGGGAGAUUAUUUUAGGAAAAUAAAUGACCCCCCUGCUAUUAGGAACCAGCUUCUUCAAUCUGUCCGAAGAGAAAACCCUAAGAUGACUUCUAGCUUUGUCUCACCAGUUGUUAAGGCAUCAUUUGAAUCCACAGAAGAGAGGGCUGCUAAACCAGGACAGCAUGUACCAUCAAGUUCAAGGCACACUGAAAUUCCCUGCCGUCAAAAUGUUGCUAGUUCUGGUAGGUCAGCACCGAUGCAGCAGAACCGGCCGCUCAGUGCAUUCAGUGCAACAAAGCAAAUGCAACAAAUGCAGCCACCUAGUAAUGUAGGGAGUAAGGACACUUCACUGAGCAGGGCAUUUAGUCUGGCAUCCACAGAUCUUCUCAGGGUAAAUGGUCCUGAUGACAACAUACAGGAGCUUCCACAGAAACCACCACCAGACAUUUCUGGAGGGAAGGACACAAGAGACCCAUCCUGGAGACCUUCUACACAAAGUGGGAUUCCUGUAACAAUGAGAGAGAGGCCACAGUCUGCCAGAGUAUCAGGAACUUCUGGGCAGGGCACAGAUCUUCGUUCUCGAACAUGGGAUCCAAGACGAUUGUCUCAUACUGCUCCACUGGAUGAGAGAAAGUUACCACUUCAUCAGCAUUCGGUCUCUUCAUUUUCCCUUAACAGCUCAAAUUCACAACAGCAGGAUAGACUUGGACCUCCCAGUGGGCAGCAGCUUUACUCCUCAACUCAACUUCCUGUGUCGAGAAUGAGAAUGAGACCACCUUCCAGGAGUGGGGAAGUGGCCAUGGUGUCACCAGGCAGGGCUGCACCUGAUUACAGUGGGGACGAAGGUGCACGAAUGCAAAAUGUAACAGAUGUGCAGAUUUCCAAAACUCAGACUAGGCCAGCAGAGGGCAGUCCUGCUACACCUGGCAUAGAAGACAUUAACCGGUCCAGUCCUAGUGCUGCAAAAAAUGCCUCCGAAUCACCAGAUUCGAGCACAGAACAGCAAACAGUGUGGUAUGAAUAUGGUUGUGUGUGAAACUGUUUCUAAAACAUGCCUUCUAUGUAUAUAUAUAUGUGCACAUGUUUAUAGAAAAAUAUAAAAACUUGAAUUUGUCUUUUUUUCUGUGGAUUCUAACUGUAAUGGAUCAUAAAACUGUGCCAAGUUCUAAAAGACACCAUAUAUGGUUUGAUCAUUUUUUUAAGCAUGCACACUAAGUUUUAGGAAAUAAGUCCUGUGUUAUUGCAAAAGGCACAAUACACAUAUCCAUUUCAUGUUAGUAAAGACAACCGAUUCAUUAAUAUUCUUGUUUUCAAUGUGUAUUCAGUCAUAUUAUGAAGCAGGAGUUUCAUAUUCCAAACCUUCAUCUGUAGUAUAAGCAAAGUCUAACUUGUAUUGGAUUCUGUGUUCAUAUGGGCUGUUAAAAGAACAUUACGUGUAGUGAUAUAAGCAGUGGUCUAACCUGGAGAUAGUUGUAUGAACUGCAAAAGUAAAAAAGGCUGUUAGAAUAUUGCAUCGUAAAAUGGCCUGACACACCAUUUUAUGCAAAUAUAUAUAUAUAUAUAUAUAUAUAUAUAUAUAUAUAUAUAUAUAUAUAAAAUGGGUUUCAAGUGACAAAAAGUUUUUUUAACUGAAAAGGCUUUGUUUGCUAUGUUUUGUUUGUACGGGUUUUACCCUCAGUAAUUAACUUUACAACUUCUCACUUGUUUUUCUGUACAGCGGCAACAAAAUGGGUUUUGGAUUUAGAUUGUCCAGUCUGCAGGUACUCAAACUGCAUAAUGGUAGUGUGAAUUUUGUGGGUCUUGUUCGUUUUUGACACAUUCAUGUUUUUACUUUGAAUGUAUAUGGCUUGACUUUUCAGUAGGACAUUCUGUUUAUCAAGAAAUAGAUAUGAUUUCUUUUACAUGUUUUAUACCACAGUGUGUCAGUCAUUUGCAGAAACAGUUCUCACAAAAUUAGCAGCUGUCUUAAUCAUCUUCUGAGAUUGAUUUAGCUGCUGUAAUAUGGAAGGUGUAGGUUAAGCACACAUUGGUGACCGCUAAAUUUUGUACUAACAUGGCAGUUCUGUCCAUGGAUCCCCAACAGCUAUCCAUCUAAAUAUAUGUGUGUAUGUAUGUGUGUGUGUAUAUAUAUAUAUAUAUAUAUAUAUAUAUAUAUAUAUAUAUAUAUAUAUUUAUAGUGUGAUGACACUAUGGGUGUAAUCUUAGCUGUAGUGUGGGAAAUCAUGCACUCACAAUUUCAAGUCCUAUCAGAGCUAUUGAGUUUAAAAGCCCUUUGCUGUCAUACUCUAUAACUGUAUAAUUCAGCAAGAACGUAAAUUAUUCUAAAAAGAUUUUACAUCUGAUCGAUUUAGUAUUUUAAAAUUAUUUAUAAAUAGUUUGCAUUUUCUGUAUGCAACUGGAUCGUUCCUGACAUUUGCAGAAGCAAUAUCGUUUGUAGUACCGUUUUACAUGUUCUCCUUGUAGUUAUGUCUGCUGUCUUUAACGCAUAAGCAAUCUGUUUUUAUCAACG
Messenger RNA from Protopterus annectens (West African lungfish), 8404 nucleotides. It is a transcript of the gene CCDC88C, whose product is annotated as coiled-coil domain containing 88C. Gene Ontology annotation, cellular component: cytoplasm; centrosome. Gene Ontology annotation, biological process: cytoskeleton-dependent intracellular transport; cytoplasmic microtubule organization. The record is from RefSeq and is a predicted model, not a curated record. The coding region runs from base 731 to 6931 and encodes 2066 amino acids. The transcript has 30 exons. Gene Ontology annotation, molecular function: dynein light intermediate chain binding; microtubule binding. NCBI's taxonomy places the organism in Eukaryota, Metazoa, Chordata, Ceratodontiformes, Protopteridae.